Messenger RNA from Magallana angulata, 1713 nucleotides. RefSeq lists its product as uncharacterized. The record is from RefSeq and is a predicted model, not a curated record. NCBI's taxonomy places the organism in Eukaryota, Metazoa, Mollusca, Bivalvia, Ostreida, Ostreidae. Bases 146 to 1150 code for a protein of 334 amino acids. The transcript has 6 exons.
UUACAGUGACACAAAACGGCAAGGUAAAAACGAGGGAAAGGAUACCUUUUGUUUUGGCAAUGUAGGUUAUGUUUUACACAUCUCCUCGGUAGAAUAUAUAUUUUUUCUACUAUAUUGCCAAAUACGACACCUAUAUUUUGAAAAAAUGAGUUUCCAAGAGACCAAAAAUGAGCCAAGGCAGGAUUGGCAGCAAACAUCAACAGGAGUUGGUCACCAUCACAGACCAGGAUAUUAUUUCCCGAAUUCUGAUUUUAAGGCAUUGAUCUAUGAUCCUGUCCCUCCACCAUUGGCUAGGCAGGAUGAAAUCACGAGAGAUCAGCACUUCAAAACAACAUACGGUGAUUUCCACGACACCAAAUAUGGUAAAGGUGUCUAUGGAAAUCCUAUCCACCAGAAGGCACCUGGACACUGGAAAGUGAACUAUGUCAAGGAUCUUGCAGAAAAACUUGAUAAGGGAGGAUGGAGAAAACCCCUCACAAUGGGAAACCAGUUAACAGAGACCAAAGAGGAGUUCUCCAACAAGGCAGGUGUGAGACAGAGGUAUCACUUUCAGGACACCGCUGGUCUAAAUUUACCUCAACCAUACAAUCUGAAUGAUCAUCACAAGGAGGGCCCAUCUAAAUAUGGACAAGGAACAACUCAGAAUCCAAAACUUCAAGGUCAACCUUUCUAUGUUAGAGACAAAGGAGUAUUAAACUUACUAGACCCUUACUUGUCCACAACUCAUAAAGACCACAGGUCCUUUAAACCCAAUGAACUUAAAAAAUACCCCAAAAAGGAUGUGGCCACAUACUGGGAAUGUGAGGAGUACCCUAAAGCAUGGGGCCAUGGGCUCAAACACAAUCCUGUUCCAAAAGACAAUGUACCACGAGAAAAACUACCUAUGGUGGACCCCACAUGGUUCAAAACCCGCACCACCAUACCGAGGCAGCCCAAAGCCCUGCUGCCAGUUCCCCAUGGGGGCCUCAAGUCCCUGUAUGCUGAAUCAUUCCAGCAGCCCACAGAUGUCAAGGCCAAGGAGAAUUAUUACUGUGCUGUGGAUACACCUUUUGUCCUUCCUGAACCUGGAUCCAAGUCUGUGAUGACAGCCCCAAAGAUGUACAACACUGAAUAUCAGCAUGUGGGAAGCAAUAAGCCAGUCAUGGUUUGAAGAGAGACCAUUAAAACAACAAACAGUUAAAUAAAAAAUUUAUGUUUAGACUGCUUACCAAUGUUUGCUACAUAAACUGAUUUUACAUCUCAAUUUAUCUCAUUCAUUGGAAUACCAACUUUCACAAAGUUUUUUUUAAAAUUCUGAAUUGUACAAUACAUACAGUAUAUUUAUGAAAGAAACCAUGUUUCUUACCUAUUGACUAGGUUAUAAAUUAAAUUGUUAAGAAGAAUAUGGAAAUGGGUGGAGUUUAUUUUGUUAGCAUAUUUGUUUAUCUUCAUCUCAAAUUUUAUUAUUGUUUUAUAAUGCAUGUUACUGUCUUUAAGGAAUUUUUCCUUUUGAUGUUCUUUAUGUUGAUUUUAACAACUGUGAUAUUUUAUUUAAGAAUAAUUAAGAUUUUCACUAUGCUUUAUAAAUUGUGUAUAUUCAUGCAGUUUAUAGGCUGACAACCAAGAUAAAUAUAUGAAUUUUUAUAAAUGAUAAAUAUUGCACUUUGUUCUUGAUGGAAUAUUAGAAGAAAUUGUGAUAUAAUGUGUCCAAAAAUAAAUGGAUAUAUUCUAUAA